AUGAACGCGAUUCGUUCCUCAAUCCACCGGCAGUUAUUCCAGCCCGAGGACGAGCGGGUGGCCUCGAUUAUAUGCAUCACGAAAAUCGAUGGCAAACGGAAGAAGCACCCGACUUAUUUGGCGAUUGCACUAACCGCGCAGCACCCAUUCUCCGUGCGCAUCUACACGAUCAAAGCCGAGAAGGAGGACAGCUACCGGAAAAAGGAGACAUGGCAGCUGAAGGAUAUCCGGAUGGUCGAUGGGAUCAAUCCGAGAAGAGGCUCCGAAGACUUCAUCAUCCAGCACAACGAGAAGGCCUUCAGAAUGUCGGCCAGCACGGUGGAGGAGAAAGAUUCGUUUGUGCUUCAGCUUCAAAAGCUCUGCCGAAAGUACGUUCCAUUCCAAAUGCCGGAAUUCGUGAACGUCCCACUCUUCAUCGAGGAGAACGCUGCGGAUAUGGAGCUGCCAGAGGAUAUUCAGGAUGCGCAUGAGGAUCAUUUUAAUGAGUACCAACCAAUUUCCGCCAAAGAAGAAGCCGAUUUCCGGAAGCUGCUGGCGGCUUGUAACUUCAAAAUUGACGAGACGGACUUGUUUCAUCAGAAACUAACCGAACAGCUCCAUCUCCUCGAUGGCCAAAACGUGCAGUCGAUCAUGGUCAGCGAAAAUUCGGUGAAUCAACUGCUGAAAAUCAUCGACCACUCGCUGAAGAACGAGGAGAAGCUGCAGAACGAGUUGGACAAGUGCGACUCGAUGCUGGCGACAGUCCGCGACUCCGUUGAACUCAUCGAAGAAAAGGAUUCCCUCUGCGGAGUGGAAAAGAAAAACAAGGAAAAGCUUCGUCGCGAGCUUGAGGACUUCAUCCAGGCCCUAGAUACCGUAACCGAUAAUCAUUUGAGGGUACUCCAAGAUGCUAAUAUUUCGGAUCCAUCGAGUAUCGCUAGGUGCAGCGAGGCGGCGAGGGCCUUUAAUGCUUUUCACAGGGGUCGGAUAGCUCGGCCGCUGGAGAAUAUGUCGGCUUAUAAAGAAAGGGCAGUCGUGAAGGAGAGCAUCAACUUGUUUGUCGAUCGGUUCAUGUCUCAUCUGACGGCACUUUUUCAUAAUUUGAACGACCUAACCGACCACCAGGAUCACCUCAUCAUCCCCAAACAAUCCCAGCGCUUCCACGCCCUAGCUCCCUUGAGUGAGCUGAUCAGUUGGCUAAAAGGCUACGCCCCGCACGUCUACGCAUCGGCCGUCGACAAGUAUGUACAAACUACAAAAAUCCUGUAUCGACGGCUGUUUGAUCGAUUCUUUGACGAUGUCGUCGGAGAAGUACAGCGAGUUGGGAGUGAUCGGAAAUUUAACAGCUCCAACUUAUCGAAGCACUCGCACGACACCACUUUUGCGGAUAACCACGUGGAGCAGGCGGAGCUGACAAAACUAAUUGAGACUGUCCUUGGCGAACUUGGUCCAGUCGUUGAAAUGGAGCAGAAAUUCGUCGUCCGAUUCUUCCAUAUCACCGCCGAUUUGCUGAACGUGGCCGAAACGACGAGCCAGGGAUCGGGAGACAGCGGAAGCAUGGGCGGAAAAUCCCUCGAAAAGGUCCUCAACGAGCAGGUCCGUGGUGUGAUGGCACCGCUUUUCGACUCCCUCAUCCCGCACCUCGACAAGUUCUGCAAGGCUUGUUGUAAGCAGAAUCCCAAUAAUGUCCUCCUGCUCUUCGUCAUCUUAUCAAAGAAGGCCCUUGCUCCCUCAGAUGCUGGGUCCUACUUUGCCGUUACUUUUGGUAGCUUGACAGUGCUGAUCAAGCGGCAGUUUGAUGCGUAUAUGGAAUCCGAAGCCCAAAUGCUGUCCGACGUGCGCAUCAGCAAGCGGGUCAGGCUUGGCAUCCUGCCAAGUCUACCGAGGUUCUCCGAAUUUGUCCGCCAGACUGAGAAAGUGUUCGAAGGCGCUGAUCGGAGGACCGAUUUGGAGAAAUGGUACGCCCACCUCUACCGAGCCGUUUGUGAUGGAAUUUCCAAAGCUUCCGUGAAUCCGAAUAGCAAGAGCCCGUCUUCAGUGGUUCGCCUCGAGAAUUAUCAUGAGCUUUAUCAAAUCCUUUCCGAAUUGAAAAUCUCUUGCCUGGACGCGCAGAGGAAGGCUGCGAAAAAGGAGAAGGACGACAAUAUUGACGCCUAUGUUCGAGAGUCUUUAGGGAGACCGUUGGAGAAGAUUCAGAUCUUCUUCGACAACGUUCAACUUGCCACGCAAAGGGGCCUGAAAAUGGAUGAAGUCUCCUAUCAACAACAAUUUAGCAGGAUAGAGCUGAAAAAGGUAAUCUCGCAAUACCCCGCCAAAGAAGUGAAGAAAGGGCUCGAGCAGUUGUAUAAAAAAGUGGAAAAACACUUGGUGGAUGGGUCAAGCUUGGUGCAGGUUGUUUGGAGGAAUAUGCAGGACCAAUUCAUCAAGCAAAUCGGCUCCUAUCAACAGCUGAUGGCCGACUGCUACCCCUCCUCCCGGCCUGAACUCGAAUUCUCCAUCCAGGACGUCCUCCAAUUCUUCUCGGAAAUCGCUCAGGAUCAU
Messenger RNA from Mesorhabditis spiculigera, 2520 nucleotides. The record is from the annotation of a GenBank genome assembly. NCBI's taxonomy places the organism in Eukaryota, Metazoa, Nematoda, Chromadorea, Rhabditida, Rhabditidae.